Molecule: messenger RNA, 1086 nt
Organism: Alternaria ventricosa
Lineage: Eukaryota; Fungi; Ascomycota; Dothideomycetes; Pleosporales; Pleosporaceae
Exons: 1
Coding region: 1-1086 (361 amino acids)
Source: RefSeq, a predicted model, not a curated record
AUGCCGCCGCAGUAUAACCAGAACUACUAUCAACCGCAAAUACCUGUCGCACUACCAGUCGCAAGUCAAGGCCCCGAGCCUUUGAGCCCGAACAACUGUUACCUGUCCGUCCGCCAACAGCCUAAAGAGGCACUGGUCGCGGUCAAGAGCAAGGAAAAGUUCCGGAAGCCUGUGGAUCCUCCACCCAUUCUCCAGCUCCACCUUCGGGAUCGCGUUGAUGCCUCGAACAGCUUCUUACAAAACCCCUACAUCUUCCUCAGUGCAUCCCUCUACAAAGCGGACAGAGAUGAGCCUGUCGAGCACACUCCCAAUGAAUCCAUGGCCGGCACACUGGUGUCGUCCCUGCAUCGUCUUAAGGAUGUCGAUAACAAGGACGGCGGUUUCUUCGUCUUCGGCGAUAUUUCUAUCCGGAUUCAGGGCAGCUUCAGACUGUGUUUCUCCAUGUACGAGUUCCACCCUUCACGUGGGGAGAUCCAGAACCUCGGCUCUGCACUGAGUGAUAAGUUCGACGUCGUACUUCCCAAAGACUUCAAGGGUCUCGAAGAGUCGACGUAUCUCUCGCGAGCGUUCUCCGACCAGGGCGUUCGACUCAGGUUGCGCAAAGAAGCUAGAGGGAUGAUGAACAACAAGCGUUCGUUCCAGGCAGACGCAGAGCCUGCCUCCCAGACACAGAUCGCGCCCAGCUACGAGUUUCAGUCUUCCAAGAGAAGAAGGGAAGAAUACAUCCUUCCCAUAAACCCCGAACCGACCACACAGGCACCCAUCGACCAUCCCGCCUACGACUACGAGCAGCCAUCCAAGAGGAGGAGAGAAGACUCUGGCUAUAUCCUGCCUACCAACUUGGGCAGUGACCCCCCAUCUCUGCCAUCGUACCCACAACAUGGCAUGAAUCUCUACGCUUCCUCCACUCUCGCACAACCACCACGGAUGCCAUUCCACCCAGGUCAUCCAGGUCAUCCAGGUCACCCAGGUCACCAGGUGUACAACAACCCCAUGAACUAUAACAUGGUAACCUCCUUCGUCGAUCAACCAAAUGUUGAUCCAUGGGAUCAGAAGAUCCAACAGGAGACGGAUUAUAAGGUCUAG